Molecule: messenger RNA, 3516 nt
Organism: Dothidotthia symphoricarpi CBS 119687
Lineage: Eukaryota; Fungi; Ascomycota; Dothideomycetes; Pleosporales; Dothidotthiaceae
Product: RhoGAP-domain-containing protein
Exons: 5
Coding region: 1-3516 (1171 amino acids)
Biological process (GO): actin cytoskeleton organization; signal transduction
Cellular component (GO): cytoplasm
Source: RefSeq, a predicted model, not a curated record
AUGGGCACUCCGGCGGAGGGACCGCCACCAAUGGACGACCAAGACGCGUCUCAGCAGCACCUGUACGAGGAGCGCCACAAUGGCCUCGAGAGACAGCCAACCAACCCGCUCGACAUGCACUCCUCGCAGACGCUCGCCCCGCAGAAUCGCACAGACGCGCCCGCGAGGUCCAUGACUGACCCCGACCAGCACCAGCAGAACCUGCCCAUACCAAAGCCGAAGCGCAGUGGGAAGAUAUGCGGAAAGUGUGGAGAAGGACUGACGGGACAAUUUGUGAGAGCGCUGGGCGACACGUUCCAUUUGGAGUGCUUUACUUGUCACGACUGCAGCAAGAUUGUCGCCUCCAAGUUCUUCCCCGUCCCCGAGAAGCCGCCAGGGCAAUAUCCAUUGUGCGAAACCGACUACUUUCGACGCCUCGAUCUGCUUUGCUUCGAAUGCGGCCAAGCCCUCCGCGGGUCCUACAUCACGGCCUUGGACCGCAAAUACCACAUUGAGCAUUUCACGUGCUCUGUAUGCCCCACUGUGUUUGGAGCCUCCGACAGCUACUACGAGCACGAGGGCAGCGUCUACUGCCACUACCAUUACUCGACCACCUUUGCCCAGCGAUGCAAUGGCUGUCAGACGUCCAUUCUGAAGCAAUUUGUGGAAAUAUUCCGCAAUGGGCAGAACCAGCACUGGCACCCAGAAUGCUACAUGAUUCACAAAUAUUGGAAUGUUCGCCUCCACUCGACAGGCCAGCCUGUCAUUGAAUCAAUGCAUAAUGCCGAUAGCGAAGCGACAGAUGCAGUUCGCGAGACUGUGCGCCAGCAAGAAGAGGAAAUCGAGGCAAAAGUCAAUUGGAUUUGGAAGACGCUUUCAGCUUUUGAGGAGAAAUCCGCCACAUGCAUUUCCGACAUGCUGCUCCACGUGAGCAACGGUGCAUAUGUCGACGGCGUCAUGGCUGCCAAAAAAUUCAUUGUUCAUGUUGAUCUAUUAUUCACCGCCGCAGACGACCUCGACGCACAACUGGUUGCGAAGACCCCCAAAGGUCUGACCUACUCCCGCGAGUCAAAGCUGCUAUGCAAGAAAGUGGUCGCCUUCUUUGCACUCCUCACGCAGUCUCAAGGAACGGGUGUCCGGCGCCUGGGCGUUACCCAAGAACUGCUGUCCCUAGUUACCGGUCUGGCGCAUUAUUUGAAGCUUUUGAUCCGGAUUUGUCUGCAGGGUGCUUUGAAGCUAGAACGCGAAACACGGAGCUCUAACGGCCUAACCAACUUCCUCACACAGGUCAACUCGCUCGAUGCCCGCUUGGAAGACGAAGCACAGAAAGACCAGGCAGCCGAGUCUGCGCUGCUGGUUCCCAGAUGGGCUGAUGCGUGUCCAAUAUGCGAUGCUCAAGUCGAAGACAAGUGCUUACACCUGGAUAAUAUGUCGUUCAACUACAACUGCAUGGUCUGUCGUGGUUGCAACGCUGACCUACGCAACAAUGUCCACAAUGCGUAUUGGAGCAAGAGCAAGCACAGAAUGUUCUGUCCAGCCUGCGCGGCCGCAACGUCGGAUGCAGUAAAUGGGUUUGAGCAAGUCACAAAACUGCGGCAGUACAUCCAUUUGCUAAAGGUGGCUCAUGCCCGCCUCAUGGCAACGCUGCGCUCCAGUGGUGCGCUACCUCACACUUCUGAUGACCCUAAUUUGAGCGGUUACGACUCCUCACAAGGGCAUCGUCUAGGCGAUGCCGAGUCCGACCUCCAGCCGCCACACUUGCGAGCUGACGCUCGUUCCAAGUCAUACGGAGGUUCAACUACGAAUGGCAGUCAAGUAAGCUCCAAUGCUGCUUACGAGCAAUCCAUGUCCGACAUCAAGCGCCUGCGGUCGACACGGCUAGACAAGCAUCUGUCCAACACAAUGAAGAAAGCACGGGCGUCGCGAAUCAUCGACGGCCCUCAAGGCUUCGAAAUAGGAGGCGAUAAUCAAUCACGAGGUGGUAUGCAAAUCGUUCAGGAACGCGACGGCCAACAUGAUCUCGACAAUGUCACUCUUGCUGUCAAUUCGCUCGCGUUGGAUGAUAUCGCACGCAUGGCGGCUUUGGAACAGCAACGUGAACAACGCCCCAAUGCAUUUCGCGCGGGUGGUGAUGCUCUGAUUGGGCGGGAUCAGGCAAGGGUCCUGAACGGUCACCGUCGCGACUUUUCCGGAGCUCAGGAACUGCAACAGAUGUCUGAGCUUCGAUCGCGCACAUACUUCUCCGAACUAUCACCUUUGGAGUACUUCAAACUCAAGGGUCUUGCUGUGCUCCAGCUAGGCCUCCUUCUGGAUGACAACCAAUACAAUCAGGGAGAACUUCUUGAUCUCAUAGAAACUAAGAAAAACAACUUCUGGGGCAAAAUAGGACUUGGAAAAGCGUUCAAGGCCGAUAAGGGCAAAUCGAAAAAAGGCAAUCCCGUCACGGAGAAGCCGGUUUCCGACAGAGCCACAUUCAGACAGCCGCUCGAGUACCUUGUAGAAAAAUACGCGGCGGAAUGCACAGAGGGUGUGGGCCCGGGUGCCCUGAAAGUCCCGGCUUUGCUACAAGACGCCACUACUGCCAUGAGGAGCAUGGAUAUGUCAGUAGAAGGCGUGUUUCGAAAGAACGGAAAUUUGAAGGCUUUGCGAGAACUAGAAGAGGAAGUUGACGCGAAAGGCGUGGAACAAAUCGACCUCAACACGAAGAACCCUGUCAUGCUGGCAAAUCUCCUCAAACGAUUUUUGAGAUUGAUGCCAGAGCCGGUGAUGACGUUGAAACUAUAUCGGCUCUUCAUGACAGCCAACGAUAUCGAGGACGAGGUGCAAAGAAAGAAGGUCCUUCACCUGAUCCUGUGCUUAUUACCCAAGGCUCACCGGGAUACCAUGGAGGUCUUGUUCUGCUUUCUCAACUGGGUCUCAUCCUUCCACACUGUUGACGAAGAAUCGGGUAACAAGAUGGACACGUGGAAUAUUGCUACGGUCAUUGCGCCGAACAUCCUACGAGAGAACAACGACAAAGAGAUGAGGAACGUCGACCAAGGCGCAGUCAAGGUCGUGUUUGAUCUCAUCGAGAACAACGAUGAGUUUUCAGAGGUGCCACCCGAGAUCAUGGAACUUCUUAGCGACGACAGCUCAUCUGAGAUGUCUGCAAAAGAGAUCAUGCGACAAUGGGAAUCGAGAGGCAAGGCCCCUGCCACAACCGCUCUUUCGACGUCGCCAAACAACCAAAACGGACCGGCGAAGAGAAAGGAUGAGCGCAACGCACCACAGAUCACACAAGCGGAUAACAACCCACAAGCCCACGCAGGCGAGUCGUCCGUCAGACACAUCGGGCCAGGCGUCCACAGCUUCGGAUCGCCUCCCAACGCCAGCAACAGUCCCCUCCAUCAGCAGAGAGAGGGCACGCCAAGCAGUGCUUACGGCCCACAUCCACAGGCAUCCACAGAAAGCCAUCGAACAGCUUCACCCCACCGCCACAGCUACCGCUCUCCCGCCUUUCAAAAACAAUCACAAAUCGGCACCGCAGGCGCGGGGUAA